CGCGCCGCCGCCAACGCGCAGGAGCGCGCGGGCAGAUUAAUGUAGGAUUUAAGCACUUGACUAAGUAACGGGAAACUGCUGAUGACUGUAUGAACGCGGAGAGGGACCUUUUAAUUUAAUUGGUAAAUUGAUUAAUCAAUCGUAUUUAUUUUUUUGGCUUGAUGUGCCUAUUCAUGUUAAAGAAAAUGGACUGAACCUAGUUACUCGUUUAGUCUCCGUUUUAAUUGGCGGUACUUUUUCAUAAUCUUAUACUGUUUCUGAAGGAUGUUCACCAUGAAUCACAAUAAGCGGUCAAACCAUUAAUCGGUCAUUUACUGCAAAGCCUUUUUAAAAGCUUAACUGACAAGAGCAGGUAGAAGGCUUAAUUGAAUUGUUCAUUAGUGUGUUGCACUUGUACUGAGCAAAAGGUCAUAUGUAAUGCCCAUUUGUCAAUACCAGGUCUGUUGUUUUAUCGACAACAUUUCCAAUGCUUAAGAAGCAAAACAAUUUGUCGUUUUGUUGAACAUGAGAAAAUCUUUUUUUAAACGAGCUAAGGUAUUACCUUGGUUAGCCAAUGUCACGUUAUACGGAUGCUUGUUCGCGGGAGGGGAUUUCGUCCAUCAGUGUCUCGCGCAGAGAGAUGAGAUUGACUGGAAGCACACGAGAAAUGUGGCGAUUGUGGCCCUCAGUUUCCAAGGUAACUUCAAUUACUUUUGGUUACGGGCCUUGGAACGUCGUUUCCCGGGAAGAUCGGCCGGUAUGAUCGUCCGCAAACUGUUUUUGGACCAAACUUUUGCAUCACCUUUGGCCACCAGUGUCUUCUACACAGGUGUGAGUUUCCUUGAGGGAAAGGAGGACAUAUUUGCAGACUGGCGAGAAAAGUUUUUUAAUACAUAUAAGACUGGACUAAUGUACUGGCCAUUCAUGCAGUUUCUGAAUUUCGUUCUGAUGCCUCUUUACCUAAGGACAGCAUUCAUGGGCUGUUCAGCAUUUAUCUGGGCCACAUUCUUAUGUUUCUCACGGCAGAGUGGGGAUGGCACAGCAGCAGUGGCCUUGGCUUGGGUCAUGGGCCCCAAAAAAGGGCUUCUACCUCGCAGUAAAGAUGAGGAGAAAUAGCAAUACAGUGGCGCACAUGAACAACUUUGUGCCUUUGUGGAUGGACUGUUCAGGAUCACAGUGUAUUAGGGCUGUGUUUUGUUUAUAAAUCUUGUCACUUACAGUCUUAAGAGUUCUAUGAAAAUUCUGUUAACAUGUUGAUACCUUUAAUUUAUAUUUAUGCUGAAAAAAACCCUAUUCCUUUGCUUAUAUUACAUGAGGUUGCCAUUCAACCCAAAUACCUUAUUUAUUGUAAGAUACUAUCUUAGAUGGACAUGCUGUGUAGUAUUUUAUGCAAACAAAAAUAUGUUCUGAAAGUUAAUUUUGGAGGCAAUCUUAGCUGGCAAAAUUUAUAUUGUUACUGGUAUUCACUGUGAGAUUAGUUCAUAUUUUUUAACUGAAAUCAGGACCCAUUCACUCAUAAGGUUUACAUAACAUUUACAUUUCCUUAUGCAGUAUUCAAAAGCUUUACACCUUGUUAAACUAUAAAAAAAUAAAAAUAAAUGUAAUCGUAAUUAUGUAUUGCUUUACACAAUUUACAAAAUGUCGAUUUUUCAGGGUUAAUAGUUUGGAUAAACCAGAGGUUACAUUGUUUGUAGGUUGUAUAGUUUCAUGUUAUGCUGUUCUUAAGAAAGUAAUAUGUUUAACUUGCAGAAUUGUCACAGAAGACAGAUCAGCAUAGAUCAAAUGAGGUAUUGAGGGUGGUGCUGGGUAACAUGGAUAAAAGCUUGUCCUGUGCUGAUUGUCUACGUGGAUUAAGCAGGAUCACACACUUGCUAAUCUUAGAAGGGCAAAAAUGUUUGGUGUGCGCUUGCUGUCUGCCAUGUAUAUGACCUCUGACAACAGGAAUGAAAAAUCCUCUCUUAGUUAUUGUCAACAUUUAUGUCAUGAUUUUGGAGAAAUGCCUUUUGAUUUUGAUUUUGAAUGCUAGUGAUUUUAAGACAAAUUGAGAAGGAUGUAAAUAAAAAUCAUGAAUUG
Messenger RNA from Myxocyprinus asiaticus (Chinese sucker), 2052 nucleotides. RefSeq names its product MPV17 mitochondrial membrane protein like (gene mpv17l). The transcript is spliced from 4 exons. Gene Ontology annotation, cellular component: cytoplasm; membrane. The coding region runs from base 505 to 1095 and encodes 196 amino acids. Lineage: Eukaryota; Metazoa; Chordata; Actinopteri; Cypriniformes; Catostomidae. The record is from RefSeq and is a predicted model, not a curated record.